AUCGAUAGAUUGAUAUAUUAUCGGCAACCCGACCACGUUUGUUUGUUAAUCAUACCUAUCAGCAAUAUUCACCUAUUGUUAGAAUCUGUUGUGAAAUACGCCACAUUAUUCAAAAUUCAGAUUCAUUCACUCGAGACAGCGAUUUAUCUGCUCGAGAGCAACGCAACCUGUUCCCAGUAACGACAACAGUCGCCGCCAAGCAAUGUCGUCGCAAUUCACGUGUCUGAACUGCGACGCUCGCUUCGCCAGCGCUGAUAUCCAGCGUGAGCACUACAAAACGGACUGGCAUCGCUAUAAUCUUAAGCGACGGGUAGCCCAGCUGCCUCCGGUGACGGCGGAGGAGUUCCAGCAGCGUGUGCUUAGCGCUCGUAGCGCCACUGAUGCUGCCCUGGAGGAGCGGAACAUCAGCGUGUAUUGCCAUGCUUGUCGCAGGCAGUUCGGCAGCCAGAAAGCCCAUGACAACCACCUGAACAGCAAGAAACAUCGCGAGCUGCUGGCCAAGUUCGAGAGCGAACAAAUGGCGGCCAGCAACGGAAGCGCCAGCACUUCGGCCUCCGUAUGCACACGGAGCGUGGUGGAGCCACGACCGCAUCCCGCUUUGGCCGCUGCUGCGUCUGGGAAGGGUCGUCUUGCCUUUACCGAGCGCGCCAAAACGAAGGACGACCAGGAGAUGGACGACGACGACGACAAUGACUUUGAGGACAUCGAGGAGGAAGAGGUUGACUCCGAUGAGUGGGACAAGAUACCAGAGAAUCCGCUAACCGAGCGCGACUGCCUCUUCUGCCAGCACACAAGCGAGGAUUUGGUGGAGAACCUCAAGCACAUGUCCGUCGCGCACUCCUUCUUCAUUCCGGACACCGAGUACUGCACAGACAUCGAGGGCUUGCUAUACUAUCUGGGUGAAAAGGUGGCUAAUUACUUCAUCUGCCUGUGGUGCAACGAUCGCGGCAAGACCUUCUACUCCCUGGACGCUGUGCGCAAGCAUAUGCUCGACAAAGGCCACUGCCAGAUGCUCCACGAGGGCAUGGCCCUGGCGGAGUAUGCGGAAUAUUACGAUUACAGCAGCAGUUAUCCCGAUAAUAAAGACGGAAUGGACAUCGAUGAAGAAGUGGUCCCGGACCUGCUCGACGGCGAUGAAUACCAAUUGGUGUUGCCAUCGGGCGCAGUCAUUGGCCAUCGAUCUCUGCUCCGCUACUACCGCCAACGUCUCCACCCGGAUCGCGCCGUUGUGCUGAAGAAAUCCGAUCGCAAGUUGCACCGCGUCCUCAGCGAGUACCGGGCUUUGGGAUGGACGCAGACGCAGCAGCUGUCGGCCGCACGCAAGGCCCGUGAUAUUCAUCUGAUGAAGCGCGUCCAGUCCAAGUGGCAGAUGAAGCUCGGCUGCAAGGCGAAUAAGCUCCAAAAACACUAUCGUGCCCAGGUUUUAAUUUAGGCUGAAAACAAAUAAAGCAAUCCCAAAUUGUUGAUUCCCGUGUACAAUAAAUACGUUUUUUGUUCUUUUUAUUUUUUGCUUAAA
Molecule: messenger RNA, 1516 nt
Organism: Drosophila kikkawai
Lineage: Eukaryota; Metazoa; Arthropoda; Insecta; Diptera; Drosophilidae
Product: cytoplasmic 60S subunit biogenesis factor ZNF622
Biological process (GO): ribosomal large subunit biogenesis
Cellular component (GO): preribosome, large subunit precursor
Molecular function (GO): nucleic acid binding; zinc ion binding
Source: RefSeq, a predicted model, not a curated record